CAAAUUUUAGACAAGUUUUAUCAAUAAAAGUCUAGUAUUUGCUGCUUUAUUCAUCUCUAAAAGUAUUUAUAGUCCCAUAGUAUGAGAUGUACUGGCAUGACCGAUCAUCAUUUCUAAGAAGUUUGAGUAGUCAGCCAUGCUGACCAAGAUAUCUAGGAAAGCUUUGACUUCUUCAUCUGUUCUGGACUUGGCUUUGAGAGCCUCGACAAACUCAUCAGGGCUGACUCCGGAUUUCUCAAUGAGGUCUUCAAUCUUCUUCUCAAAAAUACCUUGGAAUUCUUUGUACACCUCAGUAAAUUCGAGUCUGUGCUCUUCAAGAUCAGUUCCUUCGGUGACAUCAAAGAGCUCUUUGUGCUUCUCAGCGAAGUUUUUGUACAUCUUCUCUCCGCUAUCUUCUGAGUCACCAAAAUAGAACUCAUUGAUGGCAAGCAUGGCUUCUUGGAGCUUCUCUUCAGACAU
Moneuplotes crassus is the source of this 459-nucleotide messenger RNA. The record is from the annotation of a GenBank genome assembly. NCBI's taxonomy places the organism in Eukaryota, Ciliophora, Spirotrichea, Euplotida, Euplotidae.